Molecule: messenger RNA, 1464 nt
Organism: Lycium ferocissimum
Lineage: Eukaryota; Viridiplantae; Streptophyta; Magnoliopsida; Solanales; Solanaceae
Product: F-box protein At3g08750-like
Exons: 2
Coding region: 1-1464 (487 amino acids)
Molecular function (GO): protein binding
Source: RefSeq, a predicted model, not a curated record
AUGGCGCAACAGAGGAGUCGUAAAACAGAGGCGGUGGUUGGCGGCGUGUGGUUGUUGUGCCGUCUCCGGCGUCAAUCUAUUUUGCCGGAGCUCCGCUUGCUUUCCUUUUCAGCUAUGCACCAUGGCGGCGUCAAUAUUCUCUUUAGCUCGUUCAAAAACAUAGCAAUCACCGUUGUUGCACCGCUCGAGUCCAACGUGACUGCUGGAUUUUACCCUAAUAAUACCUUGCGCAUACUUCUGUGUAGUCCAACUGAUUUGCAGCUUAAUUCCAUGGCAGAUCAAAAUAAUAGCAACUACAAUGAAGAAGAAGAGUACUCAAUCAUGACUUGCAAUUUGCCCAAAGACGCAGUAGUUCAGAUACUCUUAUGUCUUCCCGUAAAGACACUACUUCGAUUCAGGUCUGUCUGCAAAUCGUGGUACAAUUUCCUCAAAAGCCCUAAUUUCAUUAAAUUACACCUUACUCAUCAAAUCUCUCGUCCUGCUUCAACCUUUAUUGCUUACAAAAGGGAGAAUCAUAGCCGUUUAUGGCCUGAUCUCUUUUUGCUCAAUCUUCAUCCAAUUGCAUGCAACAUUGAACAAUAUAAUGUCACUAUUAACCACCAAUUGCCUUUACCUUUUGGUACUGAUGACCUUAAGGAUUACGCGAAUUUCAAGGUUUGUUACAAUGGCUUAAUCUGUUUGGUAAAGGAUACUUAUACCUCACCAGUAGUCAUUCUUUGGAAUCCUGCAACUCGGAGAAAUAAAUGCGUUAAUAUACCUUCUGAGUGCUCCAGAUUUACUUAUUUAAAACUAGGUUAUCAUCAACAAAGUAAUGACUAUAAGAUUUUGAAAGUCCCGUUUGAGACUCGGAGGAUCGAUGAAUCGUCGAAGACGGCUUGGGUUUAUACCCUGAGUUUAGGUUCAUGGAAAACAAUACCGUUCACUCUGCUUGACCUAACUGUUGCUUGGGGACCUCAGAUUUCUCUGAAUGGUUUUGUGUAUUGGCUGGCUGGUUCAGGUGCGGUGGUGUGUGUUAUCUGUUUUGAUUUGAUUAAGGACGACUUUAAACUUAUAGACGUUCCUGAUGAUCGUGGAUUUGAUUGCAAACAUGUUCGUAGAAGGCUUAUGGUUUUGAGGGGAUCUCUUGCUAUGAUGGUGUCUGUUGAGGAUGGUUCUGGAGAUACUGAGAUAUGGGUGCUGGUGAAUAAAAUUAGUGGCCUAAAAACAUAUUCUUGGACUAAGGAAUUCAUUAUAGAACCUUUCCCCAAAAUGACAAUCCCGUUGGGAAUCUGGAAAGCUGAUAAGCUUCUCGUUGUAGUUUUACAAACUCGUGCUCUCAAGCAAGUCUACUCUUAUGAUCUGGUUACAAAAAAGAGAGACGAUUUUCAUGUGCCAAAGGAACAAGAUUUAGCAACUUUUAUAUCAAUGCAUGGGCGUUAUUUUGAGAGCUUGGAACUUGAAGAUGGAUAUGGCCGGAGAUACUGA